CAUUCAGCUUCAUAUGUAAGAUUUUUCAAAUCUGAUAUCAACGCCUACAGAUGCACUUCUCAAUUGUGCUCUUGCUCCUGACAGCUUUGAUCCAGCAGUCCAUCUGCUUUCUUGGUAUGGGCAGAUUGCAGUCAGUGGCUGUAAAAGGAGUUUUGGAGUGCAACGGUGUGCCAGCGAAAGACGUGAAGGUUAGACUCUACGACAAGCAGAUAUUUUUCGAUAGGAGACUAGAUGAAGGGAGGACAAACGUUUCCGGCAGCUUCUACCUCUCGGGAAGCAAAAGGGAAAUUACUAACAUUGAUCCUAGGCUCUACAUCUAUCACACAUGCAAUCAUAGCGGACCCUGCUCCAGAAAAAUUGUGAUGACCAUCCCUGACAGCUUCAUUACUAAAGGGCGUGUUCCGCAGAAACUGUUCAAUAUUGGAAGAGUCAAUCUUGCCGCCAGGACCAGGGGAGAAACUAUAACCUGCUUGCACUAAAAGCCAUGAUAGUGUCAAAUCUCUCUUUCAUAAAACUGAUCGAUCUGUACGAAAAAUAAUUUCUUAUGAUAUAAAUUUUUGAUUA
Molecule: messenger RNA, 564 nt
Organism: Cylicocyclus nassatus
Lineage: Eukaryota; Metazoa; Nematoda; Chromadorea; Rhabditida; Strongylidae
Source: the annotation of a GenBank genome assembly